Molecule: messenger RNA, 483 nt
Organism: Linum trigynum
Lineage: Eukaryota; Viridiplantae; Streptophyta; Magnoliopsida; Malpighiales; Linaceae
Source: the annotation of a GenBank genome assembly
AUGCGUUGCGAGUCCUUGCCAUUCGCCCCAACAGUCGAGACCCAAUCGGCCAGAAGCUCGGGCACGCCGAUGGUCCAAAUCGGCGGCGGGAAGGAGUCCAUGUGCGAAGCAGAGAUGACGACGAGCCUUUGGGAGGGUUCGUCGGAAUCGAGAAUUCCGACAGGAGCUCGGCGCUCGACGGCGCCACCGACGGCCAGGAAGAGUGAACCGGAGUCGGACAUCGAGACCCCGACAUCGUCUCAAGGAAGUCAGUGGGCACGACCAUCACCGACGGCACCCUUAAUUGCGAUGAACGGAGACUGGGCGGAGUCGAGGAAUCUCGUGCGUUCGAGAUUGGUUCCGCGCCGCGAGAUUGUAGUCUCGCCGAAGAGGAGAAGCGCGAGAAGGGAGCAGCGAUCCUCGACGGUUGGAGAAGAAGCACAACGGCGGGAUCCCCUGCUCGCCGCCGAAGAAGACGACGGUACGAAGCCACCGAUGCCGUGA